UCAUCCUUCCAUCAUUGCGCGGACUCCAAUCCUUCACCUUGCCCUUCCCACCCUUUCAGCUGGUUCAACAGCCGCCAAGAAGCUACAACAUGAGACACGCGCAUUCGUGCCUCGCUUUUGGCAGCUCGCUGUCGUGUGGUCUGCCAGCGACACCUCAGCCUCGGCGUGCGGACCAGCUUAUCAAGGUGCUGCCGACUUUUGCCGAGUCAUCUUCCAGCGCAGCCUUGCGGCAGAGUUUGUUCAGAGGUCGCAGCGAGCGACGUCGACUGUUUCACUCCAGCUCAUUGUGCAGAGACUACUACAAGACUCUCGAGGUCCCUAGAAAUGCCUCGACUCGUGACAUCAAAGCGCAAUUCUACCGACUCUCAAAAAAAUGGCACCCUGAUGUCAACAAAAAUAACGAGGGAGCAAAGAAAAAGUUUCAAGAGGUGUCCGAAGCCUGGACCACGCUAGGCAAUGAGCGGAGUCGGCGCGACUACGAUCGGCGCUCGUCGGAAGGCGCAGCUAGCAGCAGCGGUGGAAGCUCCUCAGGGCCAGGUUACUCCUACGACUCGUCGUCCAACACGCAGAGGCGAGCGAGAGCGACGUACGCCUGGGAGUACCAAAGGAGAAGCUCUUCUCCCAAAGCUUCUCGCUCUUCAGCCCACACCAACUACUCUCCGCAUGGCGCUUCUGCAGGGGCAACGUCGUCGGAAUAUGCUAGGGCCGCCUUUGGAGCUGGAACAGAAACGUCGGGCGCUUCGCAAGAAGCUCAGAGGGCCGCAUUCGACAGCAUGGUCAGAUCACAGAGGGCGAGGGAGGAGUUCGCGGCGAAGAGAGGCAGGCCCCAGGCGUAUUCUUCGUCAGCAGGCCACGGCAUGGCUCCAGAGACUGAGACGCAGAGAUCUAAUCCUCUCAUCAAGUUUGCUCAGGUCGUGACGCUCUUCUUGGCUACUGCCUGGCUUGGCAGCAAGCUGGCUGCAGGGACGGGCUCCAGCACAAUCAAGGCGGAUGAAGGAGAUAGAAUUGUAGAAGAGGACACGUCAUAGAGCGUAAUUAGUGCUUGGAAUUGCGGUUUCGAGCGAGUGCGCGGUGUAGCGUGUGAAGUUGUAUUCGUCGGCAGGGUCAGACGAUACAUCAGAGGCGGACAUCUGAGGUCCACGAACUGUGAGAAAACUUCUCGAAAAGUCGCGCAUUGACGCCGAAGCCUUCCUUCUAGGGUCUAACGAGCACGACUAUGCCGCUUGGACCUCACGGCUGGAUGUCGCGAGGACAGCUGCGCGCUCACAUAAAUCGUUUGCGCCGACACAUUUCUC
This is a messenger RNA of Ceraceosorus guamensis, 1295 nucleotides long. Its product is annotated as DnaJ-domain-containing protein. The record is from RefSeq and is a predicted model, not a curated record. Bases 90 to 1028 code for a protein of 312 amino acids. The transcript has 3 exons. NCBI's taxonomy places the organism in Eukaryota, Fungi, Basidiomycota, Exobasidiomycetes, Ceraceosorales, Ceraceosoraceae.